UCUGGGGGACAUGUCAGUGUAACCCUCCGCCUGCGGUAGAUGUGCUGAGGCUGGAGUAGCCACCAUUUUGCAUGUCUAGUGUGUUCCUCCCUCCAUUGCUAAUAGAGACGAAUCCAGUCAUUUUCUUCUGGCAUCACUGCGGCGAAGAAUGCCAGCUCCGAUCAGACUUCGGGAGCUGAUCCGGACUAUCCGGACAGCACGGACCCAGGCAGAGGAGCGUGAGAUGAUCCAGAAAGAGUGUGCUGCUAUCCGCUCAUCCUUCAGAGAGGAAGACAAUACAUACCGUUGCAGAAAUGUGGCAAAGCUUCUUUAUAUGCACAUGUUGGGCUACCCAGCACACUUUGGCCAGCUGGAGUGCCUGAAGCUGAUUGCGUCCCAGAAGUUCACUGACAAACGGAUAGGAUAUUUGGGAGCUAUGCUGCUGUUGGAUGAGAGGCAGGACGUCCACCUACUAAUGACAAAUUGCAUUAAGAAUGACUUAAAUCACAGCACACAAUAUGUACAGGGCCUGGCUUUGUGCACUUUGGGCUGCAUGGGUUCAUCAGAAAUGUGUCGUGACCUGGCAGGGGAGGUAGAGAAGCUGCUCAAAACAUCUAACUCCUACUUGAGGAAAAAAGCAGCGUUGUGUGCAGUUCAUGUCAUCAGGAAAGUUCCGGAACUCAUGGAAAUGUUCCUUCCAGCCACAAAAAACCUGCUGAGCGAGAAGAAUCAUGGUGUUCUCCAUACAUCAGUUGUCCUCCUCACUGAAAUGUGUGAAAGAAGUCCUGAUAUGCUGGCCCACUUCAGAAAGAAUGAGAAGCUGGUUCCACAGUUGGUGAGAAUCCUGAAGAACCUAAUCAUGUCUGGAUACUCUCCUGAGCAUGAUGUGUCAGGCAUAAGUGAUCCUUUCCUGCAGGUGCGGAUACUGAGACUACUGCGAAUUUUAGGAAAGAGUGACGACGACUCCAGUGAAGCAAUGAAUGACAUUCUUGCACAGGUUGCAACAAACACAGAGACGAGUAAAAAUGUAGGCAAUGCUAUCCUAUAUGAGACCGUCCUGACAAUAAUGGACAUCAAGUCUGAAAGUGGAUUGAGGGUCUUGGCCAUUAACAUACUAGGUCGCUUCCUUCUUAACAAUGACAAAAAUAUAAGAUACGUGGCAUUGACAUCCCUACUAAAGACGGUACAGACGGACCACAAUGCAGUGCAGAGGCAUCGGAGCACCAUUGUGGAUUGUUUAAAAGACCUGGACGUGUCCAUCAAGAGACGUGCAAUGGAACUGAGCUUUGCCCUCGUGAACGGCAACAACAUUCGAGGCAUGAUGAAAGAGCUGCUCUACUUCCUGGACUCCUGUGACCCGGAAUUCAAAGCAGACUGUGCAUCGGGGGUCUUUCUAGCUGCAGAGAAGUAUGCCCCUUCGAAAAGAUGGCACAUAGACACCAUCAUGAGAGUCCUGACAACAGCAGGGAGCUACGUGCGAGACGAUUCUGUUCCUAACCUCAUCCAGCUCAUCACCAACAGUGUAGAGAUGCAUGCCUACACAGUGCAGAGACUGUACAAAGCCCUGCUGGACGACAUCUCACAGCAACCUCUAGUGCAGGUGGCAUCCUGGUGCACAGGAGAGUAUGGGGACCUGCUAGUGUCUGGACAGUGUGAGGAGGAAGAACCCAUCCAGGUGACUGAAGACGAAGUUUUGGAUGUGCUAGAGGGACUCCUGGUGUCCAACCUGUCCACACCUGUGACCCGGGGUUAUUCCCUCACUGCCAUCAUGAAGCUGUCGACUCGCUUCAGCGGUGUUAACCGUAUCAAGAAGGUGGUUUCUGUAUAUGGCAGCAGCAUCGAUGUGGAGCUUCAGCAGAGAGCUGUGGAAUACAACGCGCUUUUCAAGAAAUACGACCACAUGAGGCCAGCUCUCCUUGAGCGAAUGCCCAUUAUGGAGAAGACUGCUACUAAUGGACCCACAGAGAUUAUACAGACAAACGGGGAGACAGAGCCCUCUGCUGUGGAACCAAAACAUCCACCUCCUGUCACCCAACCAGCCAACCAGGCUAAUGAUUUAUUAGACUUGCUGGGUGGUAAUGAUGUGGUGCCAGUGAUCCAGACCACGAUGCCCACCAAGCCGGCCUCAGCUGGAGGAGAGCUGCUCGAUCUGCUGGGCGACCUCUCGCUAACUGGAGCUCCAGCCCCUGCUCCUGCUCCCUCUUCCCAACCCCCUUUCCUCUUGGAUGGCCUGUCCUCACAGCCCCUGUUUAAUGACAUUGCAGCUGCAGCUAUUCCUCCUAUGACGGCGUACAACAAGAAUGGUCUGAAAAUAGACUUCACGUUUGAGAGGGCUAACCCAAAUCCAAACAUUGCGGUCAUCACCAUCCAUGCUUCCAACUCGACAGAGGCAGAUAUGACAGACUUUGUUUUUCAGGCUGCAGUACCAAAGACAUUCCAGCUGCAGCUCCUCUCCCCUAGCAGUAAUGUUGUCCCAGCACUCAACCAGGGAUCUGUCACGCAGGUCAUCAGAGUCCUCAACCCACAGAAGCAACAGCUUCGAAUGAGGAUCAAGCUGACGUACACCCACAAAGGCUCGCCUGUGCAAGACCUGGCUGAGGUUAAUAAUUUCCCCCCUCAGUCCUGGCAGUGAUGAUCUGCUCCUGCUGCUCUUAAAAACCCCACCAAGGGAACUAUGAAAACGAAUUCCUUUCACCUCCCUCCUUUCUUCCACUGGAUCCCCCUGUGACGUCGAUGCAGACCGCUGCCCUCGAGUUGCAUGGGAAGCAGCAGAGCAUCUAACACAGGAGAAAAACGCAGAUGUUACGAAGACCAUCUUGACUAUUGACCUCACCAGAAAAAAUUGGGAAAAACAUAUCAAUCAAUGAACUUUAUCUUUUCUUUCUUAAUUGAUUUCCAUGCUCUCUUUGCGUAGUAGUACUAUUUUUCACAAGCUCCAUUACCACCCACGAAAGCACAUACAUGGUAUGCACACCAUUCACUGUGGUACACUUGACCACUCAAGUCACUGUAGAGAAAGUGUUGUCACUACAAGCACUGCUGAAACACAUUGCUCCAUUGACAUUCAUAAUUGGCUUUUCAUAUGAACAUUCAGUCCUACGAUGGCAGCAGGAACAUCUUUUGAAAAGGUCUGUUUAGUAACCCCCUUUUUUGACCCUCCAUAUCAUAAGUUAUAUAACUUUUCAGAGUUGUAUACAUUUUGAAUUACAUUAAUUUGCUUAAAGCAUGUUUGAGCAUUGUUAGAUCACAAUCGCACCUCGACUCAAAGCUCAGAGUGGAUGUUCUGGUUCUGGUAGUAGAUCUCUUUAUCCUAUGUUUCUAUAGGAAGUAGUCUACGACUGUGAUGUCACUAUGAUAAGAGCUUGGACGGAUCCGAGAUGCCCAGUUUGAUCACGCGCGGGUAGUUUAAGACAUGCUCAAGACUACACAGCUCUCCUAAAAUCAUCUCAUCUGUAGCUUUAGUUUUAGAUGCGUAUAUUAAAUUUGACGGUUAAUUGCUUGGCCUAGUUUGAGGAUGUUCAUUCAUUAGGAUGGAUUAUAAUCCAAACCUGGAGUUUGUCUGAAGACAUGUUGAUUGCAUUUGUGUUGGGGAUCUAUGUUUAAACUUUUACUGCAUUUUUGUCCUCACAGUCUAGCUUGCAAUUUUAGACACAUUUCAGAUUUAUUUAACCUGGUUGAACUUGGUCACCAUGCACAUACAUGUAAAUUAAGCUUGUUAUGAAUGUAGUUACAUGCACUGAAUACUUUUUUUUCUUUCUCCCUCAAGUCUUUUUCAUUUCUGUCUUCUUGACACUCAUCUUAUUGGCACUAUUUUUGUGAAACUGUUUUAUUUCUCUAUAGUAAUUUGACUUAAUUAUUUAUGCCUGAUAUCAAAGUGAUGUGCCUUUCUGACUUAGCUCGAUAAAAGCCCCUAAACUAUUGAGUUCUGUAUGAGCUUUGUACGUUUGCUUGUGUGCUGAUUGUGUUUUCAAUCUGAGAGAAAUGAUCCUGUUUGAUUUGAAUUGGUGUAUCGCCUCAUCACCGCAAGUUGUACUUUUUUUUCAAUUCUAUAUCUCAUACCGAGUUAGUCUCCCACUUAUAACGACAUACCCGGAUGUCCACAGCAAUGUGUUAUUGUCUUAGUUUUGACAAAAACUUAAAUUAUAGCGUCCUGAUUCUGAUCCCCCUCCACAUAGUGUGUGGGAGACUCUAAAUUAAAAAUACCUAUUGGAUGUUAUUGCUAACAAGUCCUAAAAAACUAAGUAAAUCUUAAAGACUAUGGCAGCUAGUCGAUGUAAACUUUUCAUAAGCUGACAUCGAGUGUUUUAAACAAAAAAGUAUAAAUGUCCAUCUGAAAAGGAAGUGUAAUCAAGGUUCUCCUCCGGUCAACAAACAUUGGAGUGAGUUUGGAUCACGGGAUGAGGUACUGCGACGGGUGGUUCAGUGGUGACUGUUGGUGUGAUUUCUUAGUUCUCGUCUUCUCCAAAUCAGAUUCUGACCAUCCUGCUGGGGACAGUGACCCCUCAUACCUCACAAUGUAAUCUCUUUCUGUUAAACUUUCAGUGGCAGUAAAUUGACAGCUUUGUUUAGUCAUGAAUUGCAAUCAAGGGGAGCAUCUGCAUGAGAGGAACUAAUUGUAGUUUGUUCAUCUUGUUACUCGACAAGACGAGCAGCCCUGCGAUGCUUUGUGGAGAUCCUCGGAUGUUCAAUCAGGCUGUACACUUCUUUUCACUAUGCUUCACCAUCUUCUAACACUUUGUGACCAAAUCAGAGAGAUUAUUAGCUUUGGAAAUAUUUUUGAGCUAUGAUGUGUAUAUGGAGAAAAUAAUUUCAGUUUAAUUUUUUUUUCUUUCUGUUGACAAUGCUAUAUUGGCUUUUUUUCUGUACAUAUUGAGGGCUUUUACAAUUUUGUCUCUUGUACUAUCUUUCAUCCUUUUUUUAGAUGCCAUUUUCUAAAAAAAAUUCCAAAUAUCCACAAUGUAUAUUGUCUAAAUAGGUCUAGCAUCCGUCAAUUGAGACUUCCCUGUAUCAUCAAUAAUUCAUUGUAAAAGAUAUAUGAUCUGUUGCCUGUACAUUGUAUAUAGUUGUAAAACAAACAAAUCUGAUCAGAUUAAAUAAAAACCCACAUGAAGAAUUAAAAGAUUAGUUAGGAAGUAUAAUUGUAUGCAUAUAUGUACAAAACAGAAUCUUAAAAGGAUGCAAUUGAGCCGCAUUUUGUUUGAUUUACUACACUUCAUACUUCAUCCAUGAUCAGAUGUCAUCUUGGCGUCUUUUGCAAAUAUAGCUGCGAGUCGGUAGGCUACUUGUUUGGAUUCCCUUGGACGUUGAGACGAGGGUUGAAUUUGUCUUAAUGGAUGCUGUCUGACUGACAAACUGUACUACUGAGAAACCUAAGCACAGUGCUGCACAGCGGCAGAAGUGGCACCUUACUUCAUCUUCUUCCCUCGAACGCCUCGUGUAUCCUUGCCCUCCUUGGAAGAGGAGUAGGUGUCUUGACGAGAUGCAACUCUUACUUUCUGGCCUUAUGUGUGGUUUUACUCUUCUGCUCUGUCGGAGUGCAAUUCACAGACAAGUCACAUCACUUGAUCUUUCUUCCACCUACAACAUUGUGGAUUGAGGCGUGGUUGUUCUUGGUGUGGUUAUCAUCGAUCUUUUUUGUUGUUGUUGUUGUUCUUGUUGUCUGGUUUGUUGCACCUUCCUCAAAGCAUCACGCCACUACUAGAGCCACACAAGGAUGUCUUUAUCUUCGCCUUGAUUUAUUUUCCCCCUUAUGGCCAGUAGGUUUAAAUUGGAAUUGGAGUGCGUUUUCGUGUCCCGGGUGGUUCCAGAUAUGCAUGUUGGCGCAGCAGUGUCCCUCCCUGGGCCCGAGUAGUGCAGGGCUUUUCUUUUGGCUUCCUUUCUUUAUUUUCAACCCUUUAUCGUGAUGUAAUCUUCCUCCGCAUGGGACACCGCGCAGCUUCUCUUUGUAUUCUCUGAUCUCAUCAUGUCAGAUCAAUCUCAGCCCUUGCUGUUUUGGCAGGAUAUGAGACAGGAAGGCAAUGGAUCAAUUCCUUUUCUCUUAGGAUAUUUUUGAUUUUUCUUGUGUGUUUGUUUUGAUGAAGCGCUGCUCAGAACAACACGGGGACAAGCCUGUGUUACAAGAUAAUAACCACAAGGGGGAGCUGUGUUAAAUGGAAGGCUGACGGGAUGGGAAAGGAAGUUUCAUGCAUCUAUUCCUGAAUGUUUUUGGCGGUGUUAUUUGUGUUGUCUUAUUCAUCCACUAUGUACCCUUGUUAAUCACAUCUGAUCUGAGUGCUUUCAAUGAUACCGCAACUCAUGCAGUUUUAAAUGUACAAAUGGAAAUGAACCUAACAUAAGUGCUUUGGACAGUGUAACUCAAAAGGAAGAAAAGAAACGAACCCCAAUCAGCGGUGUGAUCAGCAUUUGAAGUAGUGUGCGUGUGUGUGCGUGCGUGUGUGUGUGAGACAGAAGAAGUGAUGCUUUAGAGAUGAUGUGUGACAUGUCUUAUCUAGAUAGGACUUGAUUUUUUUGGCUGCAAUUUCAACUUUCAGCUUCUGAGCUGCAUGUGAAAACCAGUGUAAAUAAUGUCAUUUCUACUCUUGGCCUGAGAUUCUUUUUGAAAUGCAAGAGACGUUUAAACUAUAAAAUCGGUCACACCACCUUCAUGGGUCCGGACUAACCUGUACAAUAGGGUGUUGUUCAGAUAGUGCUCACAAUACUGUUAAUGUAUAAUGUAUGAUUUUUAAGAGGGUUUUGAACAUGCACAUCCAUCAUCUUGGACUAUUAGGAUAAUUGAUUUUUUUUUUUUUUUUACUUUGUUGGGGUGAAUUCAGCGUGGUGAGGGCUUGGAAGAGCAUCUGAAUUACGGCCAUGUUCAGUUUCCCUGUUUAGUCAAACAAUGCAACCAUUGUAUUUUGAAAACAAAAUGUCUGUGACCUCCCCAGGCCCGUCCUGACUGUAAAAAAAUGUGGUGUCGGAAUUGUUGGGGGGGAGGCUGGAAGCAUAAGGUUCACUUUUUCCAGUCAAGUUUGACAUGUUGAACUGAACAACAGUUCCAUGGCUUCGAGAUUUGAAUGUCAGACUGAAAGUAUGAAAAGAUGAUUAAAGAUGACAAGUUGUAAACUAUUAAAUGGGAUAUUUUCAAUUUAUGCUGUGUAUUCUUGUCUUUGGGUUGGAGAAAAUGAUCAAGCGAAUAAAAAGUCAAAUAAAAAAUCUAGUUGAACUAUG
Messenger RNA from Scophthalmus maximus (turbot), 7185 nucleotides. RefSeq names its product adaptor related protein complex 1 subunit gamma 1 (gene ap1g1). Bases 149 to 2611 code for a protein of 820 amino acids. Lineage: Eukaryota; Metazoa; Chordata; Actinopteri; Pleuronectiformes; Scophthalmidae. Gene Ontology annotation, cellular component: Golgi apparatus; AP-1 adaptor complex; membrane coat. Gene Ontology annotation, molecular function: clathrin-cargo adaptor activity. Gene Ontology annotation, biological process: receptor-mediated endocytosis; Golgi to vacuole transport; intracellular protein transport. The transcript has 24 exons. The record is from RefSeq and is a predicted model, not a curated record.